Peniophora sp. CBMAI 1063 is the source of this 690-nucleotide messenger RNA. The record is from the annotation of a GenBank genome assembly. NCBI's taxonomy places the organism in Eukaryota, Fungi, Basidiomycota, Agaricomycetes, Russulales, Peniophoraceae.
AUGUCGCUAUGGAAGCUUACCUGCCUAGCGCUCGCAUGGGCGAGUUAUAUGGUCGUCGCUACACCUCCCGCUCAGCCUACCGAUUACGCUCCAUCUCCUACGGGGGGUGUUGCUCGGUCAAUCUUCCGAAGGUUGCAGAGAUACGAUGUUGGGCGCUUGGCCGUGAACGUGCUCGUAACGGGAGUGCUGCUUGCUGAGAUUGCAUUCGCGAGUGGCUUCAUCGAUACCGGAAGCCGCCCUGCCGAAGCACUAUCCAACUCCGGACAUAUCUCUCCGCUCCUCAUCUUGGGCGUCCUCUCCGCCACUUUCGGCGCUACCUUACGGCUAUGGUCAUAUCACGCGAUGGGCCAUCACUUCAUCUUCGACCUCACUCUCCUGAAGGACCACGAGCUGGUUACGCAUGGACCAUACGCAUACGUACGACAUCCCGGCUACACCGCACUCGUUCUCAACAUCGCUGGGCUAUAUGCAUGCGAGUUGUCUGAGGGAUCGUGGUGGACGGAGGCGUGCGUGUGGGAUGGGCGCUUGGGCAAAUGUGUUGGUAUCAUGGCUAUUGCUGCUACGAUGCAGCUGGCGACGUUGAUCUUGCGCGUGCCUGCGGAGGAUAGGAUGUUGCAUGAGAAGUUUGGGAGAAGAUGGGAGGAAUGGAGGAGCAAAGUGCCGUACAUGUUCAUCCCGCGCGUUCUGUAA